Molecule: messenger RNA, 922 nt
Organism: Dermatophagoides pteronyssinus (European house dust mite)
Lineage: Eukaryota; Metazoa; Arthropoda; Arachnida; Sarcoptiformes; Pyroglyphidae
Gene: Pex2
Product: peroxisomal biogenesis factor 2
Biological process (GO): protein import into peroxisome matrix
Cellular component (GO): peroxisomal membrane
Molecular function (GO): zinc ion binding
Source: RefSeq, a predicted model, not a curated record
UUCAUGUUUUUCCUAAUAUAUUUAGAUGUCAUCAUCGUUGAAAAAUCAACGUUAUGUUGGACGAGCUGUACAGCUUGAUAUAACAGAAUUGGACAAUUAUUUUGUCAACAAUGUAAUCUUUCAUCUGAAUUCUAUAUCUGAUUCAACAUAUGGUUAUGUUCCUGAAUUAAAACUAUUGAUUCAAUUAUUAUUAUGGUAUCGAAAAUUAUUCACACAUAAUUCAUCGAUUGGUCUUGAUAUUUAUCAAUGUCGAUAUUAUUCGACAAAAAAUCAAUCCACGUCGAGCAUCGGUUUAUCUUUGAUUCAGAAAUGUUCAUAUCUACUUAAAUAUUCGUUACAAUAUGUUCAGGAACGAUUAGAUCAAUAUCCAACGAAUCAAAAAUGGACAAAAAUUGUUGAAAAGUUUUUACUUUAUUAUCGUGCAAUUGAAAUGUUAAAUCUAUAUGUUUUCAUUUAUAAUGGUAAAUAUCGAACUUUGCACGAACGAUUGUUUGGCAUACGAAUUGUUGGUGAACGAACAUCAUCGCUCGAUGAUUCAAAAUUAAAUCAUUCAUUUUUAAAUCGUGUAUUAAUGUGGAAUGCAAUGAUCGAAGUAUUGACCAUAUUGAUUCCAUUUAUUACUUCGACAUCAUUAUAUCGUUUGAUUAUUAAACGUAUUCAUUCGAUAAAAUCUGAUCAACAACAAAAUUCGAAUAAUGUAAAAAAACCAAUGAAAAAUAAUCGAUGUCAAAUCUGUGAUCAACCGGCAGUGAAUGCUCAGGCUAUUCCAAAUUGUCGGCAUAUAUAUUGUUAUUUUUGUAUCAUACACAAUCUAUUUGAAGAUGGUAUUUUUAAAUGUAAUCAUUGUCAAGUAUCGAUCGAUUCAUCGGAUAAAUUAUUACAAACAUUUAAUAAUUAAAUUUUUAACGAAAUUUGUUGAAAA